Molecule: messenger RNA, 3454 nt
Organism: Adelges cooleyi (spruce gall adelgid)
Lineage: Eukaryota; Metazoa; Arthropoda; Insecta; Hemiptera; Adelgidae
Exons: 3
Coding region: 45-3161 (1038 amino acids)
Source: RefSeq, a predicted model, not a curated record
GGAAACGUUCGGCGAGUUAUUAUAGUACUAAAUUGUAUAAAAAUAUGAUUUUCCAUUGGUUAUUUAUUAUCGUAUUAAUAGGAGUUGCACAGUGUGACAAUGACGUAUCCGACUUGGAAGCAUUUGAACCGGAACAGUACGAGGGCUAUGGUUGUCAUUGUCCCGUGGAAGCAAUCAUGUAUUACUCCGUUUCGGUUCGCACGGCUUACACGGCGUCAGUGUUAUCGUUGAAGUCAUCAGGUAUUGACAUAAAGAGUGGAUUUGCGGAACUCGAUGACGAUUCAUCCGAUUGGCUGACGAAUAUCAUAAACACCAUCAAAGAAGCAUAUCAGGAGUUCAAAGCAGUCAUACAUAGGUUGCUGCAAGACCUGCAGUCAGAAAUUGAUGAGCUAAACAGCGCUGUGUUGUAUAUGGCUUCCAAGUUCUACAAGAGUGACGUAGUCGUCGUCAAGACCGAAACGUUGGUGGGUGAAGCCAGGGACGUGGCGGAAGCGGAAUCGCGACUGACGGCCAGGAAGUUGGAAUCGGCAUACGCUAAUUUUAAAACCACCAUAGACGAGCUAAGAACAGAGUUCCAAGGCAAAUGUGACUCGAUACCAGCCGAAUACGGCACGGACGAAUACUACGAUGCCGUCAUGGUGCUGUAUGUAGACGCCAAAAAGAGAUUAAUGCAAAUUAAUGAUCUGUACGGAGCGUUAAGAGAUGCUUUUUUACUGGGCGCCAAAAUAAACAAAUGCUCCGGAACCUCUACCACUGAUCAGUCUUUGUUGGGAAUUUAUGAUGUAGACGAUUUAGCAGAAUACUUGAAAGUUACUGAUAAAUGCCCAGUGACAUUGCUUAAGGCAACUGUUACUUACAUGUACGAACUAUACGAAUUAGCUUUAACACAUUUAUACCUUUCGGGUACUGAUAAAUCAGAAGAGGAAUUGGCUCUUAAAAUUUUUAUUUGGGAACAAAUGAACUUAGUCAAGACUACCACUGAUCUUAUGUACCAGGAACUGGAUUGUUAUAUUACGUAUACAAAAGAUAAAGCGAUAGAGACGUUUGGGGAAAAUUCUGAUGAGUACAAUCAAGUAAUGAGCAAAUUGUUUGUUUCAGUUAGCACUAGCCUUAUUACAAUCAUAAAAUGUACACGUGUAAAUUACGAAAGAGCCAUCAAUUACAGCCCUGAUGGAAGCAUGAUGUCAUCAAGUCAAAACGUAGUAACGAAAAAUAUCGAUUUGCUCUAUGAUGGAAAUUUGGUGUCGAAUCCUCGUCUAACGACGUACGACUACCGUUCAUUAACUAUGACGGGAAAAAAUAAUGGAAACAACGGAUUGGUUUCGGGUAGCGGCGUUAAUAAAGAUGGACAAAGUACAACACCAUCUAGUAUUAAUGGGGGCUAUUCCCAAACUGACGGGACGCAGCCAAAAACUGUAGGAAAUACACAAGUAGACAGUAGUUUACAACCAUUGAUGAUAAACAAAUGUAUACUGCAGUCCGUCGUGCAAUUAUUAAGUAAUAUGAAUACACAAAUAGACACAACUGUACCCAGCGGAGAAAAUGAUAUAGAAGCUUGGAUCUUUAAUCAGAUUACCUUAAGAGAAUUCUACAGUUCUGUUAUAAUAAUAAAACAGACAGCUACCAUGAAUAAAAUAUACAUUGGUAGUUCUGAGGUUUACUUGUACAUCAAAUUCCAAAGCUUCGAUUCCCAAGGCUAUACAGACAGUUUGCAACCGUAUACGAAUGACAUACUGGCAUCAUUAGAAACAACCAUAUCAUACAUGAACCAACCGAUGAGUAAAGUUGACGAUCAGAUAAAUCUACAGAGUAUCAACGCUGGUACUCCGUCCACUCCGUAUAACCCGGGUCAAAUUACCAUGAGCAAGUCAAGAAGCCUACAAAAUACAGAUUCUUAUGUGUCUGGGAGACCAGAGGACAAUGGCAACAGUGGUAACUACAACAAUAACGACGAUCAACUGAAAUCCCAGGCCACCAAAAACAUGCCGGAAAAAGAUGAUUACAGUGAUAAUUCCGGCCAAAACACUAAUGGCGGUCAACUGGGAUCCACGACCACGCAGAACAUGCCGGGAAAUUAUGAUAGUCGCCGUAAUAACAAUAAUCCGGGUACAUCGAGAUCGAACUAUUCUAGCAGCAAAUCGUAUACCAUCAAGUCUACGGAAUCGAUUACACAGACGAUCGAGUCUUUUGCGACUUCGUUCUCCCACAAAUACUCGACGCUGUCGACCAAACUGUCAUCGGACACGGACCAGACGGGGUUCAAAACGGCCGUCGUGAAAUCGCUGGAUAUAAGCAAAGAUAUGUUCGAGUACAACACUAAGUAUCUGCAGAACACUUGUGGAAAAUGGACGAGUUACAUCGACCAGACCGUGUCGGCCAACUCGCCGGACUACUGGAGCGCCAUUAACAAUUUAUACGUUGACAUGGAGGAGAGAGAAGGCGUGUUGAUGUCUUUCAGCGAGAUCCCGUUGAAACGCGCCAUGGCCUACUCGACCGGAAUCAACGAGUACGUCCAAAUCGUACAGACGGUGACCUACGAGAGCUACGUGAAAGAAUUCUACGGGUUUUUCCAAUCAGAGAUCCCGAAUACCGAUGACGACGACGAUGACGACAGUGACGAUGCCGAUAACUACCUUGCGAACAGCGCGACGAAAUUCACUCAGAUCUUCACGGUGACCCGAGACUCCUUGUCUCAACUGCCUGCGGACGACGGUUCCAAGGAGCUGCUCUUGUGGCAGCUAGAACAAAUUUUCGCCAUGUUCAACGAAAACGUGACCAACUUGAAACGACAAGUGACCGAAUUGAAGGCCAUCCUUGGCGAUAGUCCGUCCAGCCUGAGGGCGCUGUACGUGGAAAUCAAACAGCGCACGGAAACGCUGAUCGCCGCCGUUUCCGGUUCGUUAAUCAAAUCGUACAGCUAUUGCAAGAGCACCACCGACUUUUCCGUUUUUGAAUCUGAGACCACGCUCAUCAUAAGCGAGUCGUCGUUUACCAGUAGCUACUCGUCGUCUACCAGCUACUCAUCAUCUACCAGCUACUCGUCGUCCACCAGUUACUCGUCGUCGACAGCGGUAUCCCAGGAAACCGAAGAAUCGGUCCAGGCCACAGGGCAAGUCCAGAUCACCGAGCAGAGUGUCACAGAAACGACGAUUUCAACUUGAGUCAUUACACUGUAUGUUGACGGACGAAUCACUAAAAAAAAAAAAUACAUUCGAUAAAAUACAAAUAAAAAAAACAAACCAGACUUCCAAUUAGGUCAUAAAAAUUAAACAAAUAACAUUAUAUUCGUUACGCCGUAGGUACACUUGAAUAAUAAUUGAAGAAAAAAAAACAUUCGAAAUCAAUUCGGCACAAACAAAUGGUUAUUGCAUAAUGAUAAUUAUUUUUAAUGUGUAAUUUUGUUAACAAAUGUUUUUAGACUUGAAGUUAAAUAAAAAUUCACCCGUUUCAAAAG